This is a messenger RNA of Hippocampus zosterae (dwarf seahorse), 5505 nucleotides long. It is a transcript of the gene eif2ak4, whose product is annotated as eukaryotic translation initiation factor 2 alpha kinase 4. The coding region runs from base 244 to 5217 and encodes 1657 amino acids. Lineage: Eukaryota; Metazoa; Chordata; Actinopteri; Syngnathiformes; Syngnathidae. Gene Ontology annotation, biological process: regulation of translational initiation by eIF2 alpha phosphorylation; DNA damage checkpoint signaling. The record is from RefSeq and is a predicted model, not a curated record. Gene Ontology annotation, cellular component: cytosol. Gene Ontology annotation, molecular function: ATP binding; eukaryotic translation initiation factor 2alpha kinase activity; protein binding. The transcript is spliced from 39 exons.
UGACGUUUACAUAUGCGACGAGUGGUGUGACAGGCACGCGACAAAACACACUGAAGGCGUUCGAAGCAAAAAUUCGAGCUUUCUAGUUUGUGUGAAAAAAAAAGUGUUAAAAAGAGUGAAAGGCUUGAACUGCAGCGAGUGUGAGGGGGCGUCUCGAGGGUUUACUGAGGACUUGUCUUCCGCUUUCUCGGCUGACUAGAUAGGGGUGAGGGAAGGCUACCAUGUAGACGCGUCAGAAGAAGAAUGAGUGGUCAAUUCUUUCCCAGAGAGGACACAGACGACCACACGGUCCAACAGGAAAAUGAGUUGGAGGCGCUCGCAUCUAUUUUUGAGAAAGACUUCCAGGAUCUGCGCCAAAAGGAUCCGUGGAAGGUGAAAAGACCUCCUGAGGUGCAUCUCUGUUUGCGCCCUAAAGGCCUGAACUACGGCCAGGAAUGUUAUGUGACUGUAGAGCUUCAGGUCAAAUGUCCAUCAAACUACCCAGACGUGCCUCCAGAGCUGGAGCUGUUGAAUGUCAAAGGUCUGUCAAAUGAUCAUCUGCAGACCCUCCAGAGCGAACUCACCAAGAUGGCAGCGGCACGAUGCGGAGAGGUGAUGAUUUACGAGCUGGCAGACCACAUCCAGGGAUUCCUAAGCGAGCACAACAAACCUCCCCCGCGCUCCUUCCAUGACGAGAUGCUGAAGAAUCAUCGCAGACAACAGGAGAAACGAGACCUGGAGGAGCAGCAGAAGAGAGACCAGCGGCGUAAGCAAGAGGAGGACAUGGAAAAAGAAAUAAUGGCUGAAAUCCAGAGACGAGAGGAAGAAAAACGUGAAGAAAAGAGGAGGAAGGAGAUUGCCAAACAGGAGCGACUUGAGAGCAUGGAGCUUCCAAUCACUCCUAGCAUGUUGUCAAAGAGCCCACCCAGUGAAUGUGGAACUCCUCCUGAUGUCACAGACCCCAAGAAAAUAGUCCCAAACCGCCGACGGAAUACCUCAAGUACACGUCAUAGACGUGAGACAACCAGCGAGGACAACUCACACACACAGCAGCGUCUUCAUUUCAACAGCAGCACCUUCGGGGAACUCGAUGUCCACAGAGGGAGACAUUUAGGAAUGAGUGAGAGGUUUGGCCGGAACGUUUAUAACGGGUUUGAGGUGAACUCGGGUGACUUUACGGUUAUUUAUGAGUGGUCACUGCGCUGGAACAAGAAAAUGGGCAAGUUCUUUACCAGCCUGGAGAAAGGAAAGAUCGAGAACUGCAAAAAGCAGAUCCACGCGGCCGAAAAUGAAUUCAACUCCCUCCUGCGACUCGAGCACCCGAACCUGGUGCACUACAAGGCGCUGAACUCCAGCGAGAACGAAGACUGCCUUGUAGUGGAUCUGCUGGUUGAGCAUGUGGCCGGCAUCAACUUGAACCAAAGCCUCCUCAAUCACACCCCCGUCGCUCUGGACAAACUCUGCCUUUACGCAGCCCAGCUGCUGGCAGCACUCGACUACCUGCAUUCGAACUCGGUGGUCCACAAACAAUUGGGGGCCUCCAGUGUGCUGUUGGACUCUGAGGGCAAUGUUCGACUGACCGAUUACAGUUUAUCCAAGAGAUUCUCCGAUAUCUGCAAAGAAGAUAUUUUCGAUCAGGCGCACGUGCACGUGCGUUUCUCUGAGGACACUGCGAUGCCUUCCAAGACGGGCAAAAAGGGAGACGUGUGGAACUUGGGGCUGAUGCUGCUGGCUCUAAGUCAAGGCAAUGAGGUGAAGGAGUAUCCCGUGAAGGUGCCUUGCAACCUGCCCGCUGACUUCAGGGAUUUUCUCCAUAAGUGCGUCUGCCUGAACGAUGUCGAUCGAUGGACAACCCAACAACUCUUGGACCACAACUUCAUUAAGCCUCCGUCACCUAGAAACCAGCCCCAGUUCCAGGAUAGCAGCCCAGAAGAUCUUGCUGUGGACAUUGCAUCAUCUGUGAUCCCACGUAGUCAUGUCCUCAACGCUCCAUUCACUUCUGGAAUUCAGAGACAGUUUUCUCGCUACCUCAAUGAGUUUAAGGAACUCCAACAUUUGGGGAAAGGGGCAUUCGGUGCUGUGAUUAAGGUUCAGAACAAUCUCGAUGGUUGCUACUAUGCUGUGAAGCGCAUCCAGGUCAACCCCGCCAGCAAGCAAUUCAGACGCAUCAAAGGCGAAGUGACGCUGCUGUCGCGUCUCAACCAUGAGAACAUCGUGCGCUACUACAACGCGUGGAUCGAGAGGUGCGAAAUGCCAGUGGCGGGGAUGCCGAGCAACACCGAUAGCUCCGAGCCUCCGAGCACUGCCGACAGGCCGCCUCCGGUCAGGAAAGCUCUCCCCCGACUCAACGAGCUGGGCCUUGCUGAUGACGUGGAAGACAUUGCGCCACCUCCAGCCCUGUCUAGUUCAGUGGAAUGGUCCACGUCUAUUGAGAGGUCUUCGAGUGCUAAAUGUGUUCGGCACCAGUCGAGUGAUGAGGAGGACGACGAUGAUGAGGAUGAUGACGUGUUCGGAGCUUCUUUUUUGCCAUCAGAUGACUCCAUCAUCGAUGUCAUCUUUGACAACGGCGGCGAUAGCACAGAUGAAAUGUCGCAGGGAGAGCCAAGCAAAGGACUGGUGAAUGAAACAACGGAAAGUGCGGACUCUGAUCGACCCUUUGUCACAGUGCAUCACUUGUACAUACAAAUGGAAUACUGUGAAAAAAGCACUUUGCGUGACACAAUCGACCAAGGUCUGCAUAAUGACCAGAAUCGACUCUGGAGGCUCUUCAGGGAAAUCCUAGACGGUCUUUCUUACAUCCACCAACAGGGGAUGAUUCACAGGGACCUGAAGCCUGUCAAUAUCUUCCUUGACUCCCAAGAUCAUGUGAAAAUCGGUGAUUUUGGCCUGGCUACGGACCAUCCGGCCACUGUGGAUGCAGGUACAUUUGAAGUGGAGGAGAGUGGCUCUGCAGCACUGCAAAAACUGGACCCGGCAGGAAAUUUGACCGGUAUGGUUGGUACAGCCCUCUACGUUAGUCCAGAAGUUCAAAGAAAUACCAAAGCUAGCUACAAUCAAAAAGUUGAUUUGUUCAGCCUGGGUAUCAUCCUCUUCGAGAUGUCUUACCGGCCGAUGAUUACUGGGGCUGAGCGCAUUUCUGUCCUGAGCCAGCUUCGUGUGGAGGCCAUUCACUUCCCUGACGACUAUAGUACAUAUGAGCAAGGAACGCAGAGGAAAGUGAUAGAAUGGCUUCUGAAGCAUGACCCCGCGCUGCGACCCACCGCCCAGGAGCUGCUCAAAAGCGAACUGCUGCCGCCGCCCCAGAUGGAGGAGUCGGAGCUGCAUGAAGUGUUGCAGCACACCAUGGCCAAUAUCAAUUGCAAAGCUUACCGCAGCAUGGUGGCCCAGUUGUUUGCUCAGAUUAAUUCGCCAGUCAUGGAUUUCACCUACGAUAUAGACCUUCACAAGGGAAGCUUCAGCUUCAGCAGCGCCAAAUUGCAGCAGUAUGUGUAUGAGACGAUCACCAGGAUUUUCAAGAAGCACAGUGCAGUACGCCUGCAGACACCGCUGCUGCUUCCCAGACACAGAAAGCUCUGUGAAGGCAGCGAGCCGGCCUGCUUCAUGGAUCACAGUGGCAUGCUGGUGACGCUGCCCUACAACCUUCGAAUGGCGUUUGCGAGAUAUGUCGCCCGAAACAACAUAACCCAUCUAAAGAGGUACAGCAUCGAUCGUGUCUUCAGGCCCAGGAAGCUGGAUCGCGCCCACCCAAGGGAGCUUCUCGAGUGUGGCUUUGACAUCAUCACACCAGUCACCAACAGCCUGCUCCCAGAUGCCGAGUCCAUUUACACAAUCUCUGAAAUAGUUCAGGAAUUCCCUGCACUUCAGGAGAGGAAUUACAACAUUUAUCUGAACCAUACUAGUUUACUGAAGGCCAUCCUGCUUCACAGCGGAAUCCCCGAGGACAAACUGAACCAGGCCUCCAACAUACUGUGUGACGCCAUGAGUGAAAAGCUGACCAAACGUGAGCUACAGGCAAAGUUCUGCAACUUUUCACUGUCGACAAACAGCUUGCAGGUGUUGUACAAGUUCAUAGAACAGAAGGGCACGCUGAAAGAAGUGGCACCAUUACUGGCUUCACUCACCAAGCAGAAGACGGCCGUCAUGCAAUUGGCAAAGCAGGGCCUCAAGGACCUGGAGGAGGUUACGGUGCUGCUUCAAAGACUCGGAGUGAAACUGCCAGUGGUAGUCAAUUUAGGCUUGGUGUACAAGGUGCAACACCAUUCCGGAAUCAUCUUCCAGUUUGUGGCCUUCAUCAGGAAGCGCAAUCGAAUUGUACCAGACAUACUGGCAGCUGGAGGGCGCUAUGACAACCUGAUCCUGGAAUUUCGUGGGCCCGCCUCCACAGUGCCAGUACCCUCUGCCGUGGGCGCCAGCGUGGCGUUUGACAAAGUGUGUGCCGUGGUGGCCGGCAUGGCGGAGCCACCGUCAUUAAGUUCUUGUGAUGUCCUCGUGGUCCCCGUGGGACAUUCAUCCAUGUCCAGAGCCAUCGGUGUCCUCCAGAAGCUGUGGAGCAGCGGUGUCACCGCAGACAUUGCCUACGAUGUCUCACAGUCUCAGGAGACGUUGAUGGAACACUGCCGGGUGGCUGGCAUCACGUGCAUGGCCAUGGUAUCCGACAAAGAGGGGAACUACGUGAAGGUCAAAUCCUUUGAGAAGGACAGGCAGUCCGAGAAAAGGGUUCUUGAGUUUGAAGUGGUGGAGCACAUCAUUCAGAAAUUUCGGACCAAAUUCGUAGAGGAAAGAUACAUCAGGGAAAUAUCUGAAAGCAUGGGCCAGAACCCCAAAGGCUCCCAGCUCAACACCACAGGAUCUUCUGAGCAGCACGGGAGCAGCUGCGGCAUGAAUAUGAAUGUGAAUGUCAUCAGUUUGGAGAAAUUGUCUUCCAGUGCGAGACGCCGCUUUGAGACUCAGAUCCACACAAGAUUACAGACUCUUGCAAACAGUUUGCAAAACAAGAGCAGUGACAUCGAAGUUCUGGCAGUGGACCUUCAGAAGGAAACACUGAUCAACUUCCUGUCUCUGGAGUUUGAGAAUGAGGAGCAGUACAACAGCAGCGUGAAGACUCUGCUUUCCCGGCUCCCCAAGCAGCGCUACCUGAAGUCCAUCUGUGAUGAGAUCCACACUUUUAAAAUGACCAAGAGGGUGGCUGUGGUGGUCUUGUACAGCUUGAAGGAUGACUACUACAAGACUCUCGUGUGAAAACCAUUCUGUUCCCUGACCCGGACCACUUCCUGCUGCCGGCUCGGGAAAUAUUCACCUUGAAUUGUGUGCUCUUAUGUCGACAAGCACUAGCCCAAAAGACACUCUCGCUACCUUCAUCAUACCUCAGCUUUGAUGAAACUGUAGCACCCGGCCGGGCACAAGAAGGUUUGUGGACUUCAACAUUGCCUUAAUGCUUGAGUAGGUGUUUUUUAUUUUUAAACUGACAACAGUAUUUUCUUGUAAUAAAGAGUGGGACUGAUAGUAGGAAUAAACCCUUUCUUCACA